AUGAUAACCGUUUAUGUACCGGCAGUACUAAGUUUUGGGCAGUUAAUAACAACGGCAAGAUGCAUAAACCUGAUAAGCUACUUUUCCUUUUGGGGCGGGGGAAGGGCAUCACCGUCAGAUUCAAAUGGAACGAAAAAUAAUAAAAAUGGUCAGGACAGAGAAAAUAUGAAUAAACAGAUGGAGGACUUCUUAGACGACAAGGUAAAAAUUAAUCUACGAAGUAAAAAAAUUAAUCAUUUAAAGCCCAUAUUUACAAACCCAGAGGCGGAAAUUCAUUACUACCUUAGAAGUGAUGGUAAUUACGAUGAGCUGUAUGCCAAGUACCCCUUAUGUGAAGCUAAGUACAAAAUAGCAGAUAAGCUAAAAGGCCUUAGUAUAUUCCAGAAAACGAUGAAUAAGACCAAAAAGCUAGCCCUACUGAAGACAUGCAUAAUGGAGAUGUAUGGUGUUCUAUUCGUUACUGUUAGAAACACGAACGAUCUCAUCUCUGUUGUUGCUACUGUCUAUGGGUAUGUACCAUAUGCAUUAAUUGCUCUAACAUUACUGGGAUUGUUGCUAACUUUUAACAAAUUUUUGCUGUACUUUGCUUUUAUUAUCCCCACCCAAUUAACACUGAACGAUAUUGUAUUGAAGAACUUCCUAAAAAUGAGUAGACCGAUUCAUAGUGCACUACAGUCUUAUGGAAUGCCGUCCGGACAUAGCUCCUUUUCUUUCAGUUUACUCACCUUUAUAUUAUUGCAUCUAACAGAGUCCAAGAAGGAUAAGUGGAGCAUAAUGACUUACAUCCUUGCCAUCAUUGUGCUGUUACCAGUACCUUGGAGUCGUGUUUAUAUCCAAGAUCAUACUCUGUAUCAGGCCAUCUUUGGCUGUAUUUUGGGAAUCUUCAUCGGUGUCAUCGCCUACAUGAUAAAGAAGCAAUGUGUGAAGCAGAAGGAUAACACCAAACGGCUGGAGCAAACGAACCGACCGAACCGACCGAACCGGCCGAAGCGACCAAACCAGUCGAAGCGACCGAAGUGA
Molecule: messenger RNA, 1020 nt
Organism: Plasmodium cynomolgi strain B
Lineage: Eukaryota; Apicomplexa; Aconoidasida; Haemosporida; Plasmodiidae
Product: phosphatase
Exons: 2
Coding region: 1-1020 (339 amino acids)
Molecular function (GO): sphingosine-1-phosphate phosphatase activity
Source: RefSeq, a predicted model, not a curated record